AUGUCUUCUUACGGUGGCGGUUAUCAGCGCGAGUCGCGCGGCGAUUCUUAUCGCUCUAGAGGUGGUCACGAUGGCGGUUAUCAAAAUGGCAACGGCUACUCUGGCGGUGGUGGCUACGGCGGUGGCUAUGGCAAUGGCUAUGGUCGCGGUGGAGGUGCCGCUGGUGGUGAUCGCAUGUCGAACCUGGGCGCUGGCUUGAAGAAGCAAGAUUGGGAUUUGGACACCCUCCCCAAGUUCGAAAAGUCAUUCUACAAGGAGCAUCCCGAUGUUGCCGCUCGCUCUGAGCGCGAGGUUGAGGAGUUCCGCAAGAAACACGAGAUGACUGUACAGGGACGCAAUGUGCCUCGUCCCGUCGAGAAUUUCGACGAGGCUGGGUUCCCCCAGUACGUCCUGAGUGAGGUCAAGGCUCAAGGCUUCGAGCGUCCCACUGCCAUUCAGUCUCAGGGUUGGCCUAUGGCUCUUUCCGGUCGGGAUGUCGUCGGUAUCGCCGAAACUGGUUCCGGAAAGACACUCACCUACUGCCUCCCUGCCAUUGUUCACAUCAACGCUCAGCCUCUCCUCGCUCCUGGCGAUGGUCCAAUUGUCCUCAUCCUCGCUCCUACCCGUGAGCUUGCUGUUCAGAUUCAGACCGAAAUUAGCAAGUUCGGAAAGUCUUCCCGGAUUCGCAACACUUGCGUCUACGGUGGUGUCCCCAAGGGUCCUCAGAUUCGUGAUCUGAGCCGCGGCGUCGAAGUCUGCAUCGCAACCCCUGGUCGUCUGAUUGACAUGCUGGAAGCUGGCCGGACCAAUCUCCGCCGUGUCACGUACCUCGUUCUUGACGAAGCUGACCGCAUGCUGGACAUGGGUUUCGAACCUCAGAUUCGCAAGAUCAUUUCUCAGAUUCGUCCUGACAGACAGACCUGCAUGUGGUCCGCCACUUGGCCCAAGGAAGUCCGUCAGCUCGCUACUGACUUCCUGAACGACUACAUCCAGGUGAACAUCGGUUCCAUGGACUUGUCUGCUAACCACAGAAUUACUCAAAUUGUCGAGGUCGUUUCCGACUUCGAAAAGCGCGACAAGAUGAUCAAGCACCUCGAGAAAAUCAUGGAAAAUCGUGGCAACAAGUGUCUCAUUUUCACCGGCACUAAGCGCAUUGCUGAUGAGAUUACUCGCUUCCUCCGCCAGGACGGAUGGCCCGCACUUUCUAUCCACGGCGACAAGCAACAACAAGAAAGAGAUUGGGUCUUGAACGAAUUCAAGACGGGCAAGAGCCCAAUCAUGGUGGCCACUGAUGUGGCUUCCCGUGGUAUUGAUGUUCGCGACAUCACUCAUGUGCUGAACUAUGACUAUCCCAACAACUCGGAGGACUAUAUUCACCGUAUUGGUCGAACUGGUCGUGCUGGUGCGAAGGGAACUGCCAUUACCUUCUUCACCACUGAAAACUCCAAGCAGGCUCGUGACUUGGUUACUAUCCUCACUGAGGCCAAGCAGCAGAUUGACCCCCGUCUCGCUGAGAUGGUUCGCUACAGCGGCGGCGGCGGCGGUCACGGCGGUUACGGCCGCUGGGGUGGCCGCGGCGGUCGCGGCGGUGGUCGUGGUCGUGGUGGUAGCUACACCGCUUCCAACGCUGCCCCGCUUGGCAACGCUCGCCGUUGGUAA
This is a messenger RNA of Aspergillus fischeri NRRL 181, 1638 nucleotides long. Its product is annotated as DEAD-box ATP-dependent RNA helicase DBP2. The record is from RefSeq and is a predicted model, not a curated record. Gene Ontology annotation, biological process: rRNA processing. Gene Ontology annotation, cellular component: ribonucleoprotein complex; cytoplasm; nucleus. Lineage: Eukaryota; Fungi; Ascomycota; Eurotiomycetes; Eurotiales; Aspergillaceae. Bases 1 to 1638 code for a protein of 545 amino acids. The transcript has 6 exons. Gene Ontology annotation, molecular function: ATP binding; RNA helicase activity; RNA binding.